Molecule: messenger RNA, 689 nt
Organism: Schistosoma turkestanicum
Lineage: Eukaryota; Metazoa; Platyhelminthes; Trematoda; Strigeidida; Schistosomatidae
Source: the annotation of a GenBank genome assembly
CCACAGUACACAAGCGUAAUGGCGGAAUUGCACUGUUUUGGACAAAUCUUAUGUGCUUAUGGAUUUCCAGAAAAAGAUUUGUUUUGUAAAUGGGGUCUCAAAGCUGGUAUGAAUUUCUGCUGUCUAACACUUUGCAAGGUUGUGCAUGGAGGUUACUUGAAGGUGUAGCCGAAGGAGAGACCCAAGUUGAUUGCCCAUUGGUUGGUGAAAAAGCAUACUUUUGCCAUCCAAUAGAUCUUCAUUUCGCAACCAAAGGAUUACAGGGUUGGCCAAAGCUUCAUUUUGAGGUGUGGCAUCACAGUUGGGUUGGUAAUAACGAGCUAUAUGGUUACGGUUUCUGUCACAUUCCAACAUCUCCUGGAAAUCAUCAGGUUACAGUCGCUACAUGGAGACCAGUAGGUUCUGUUAUGGACACUUUAAUAUCAAGGCUGGUUGGAGGUGGUCCACGUCUUCGCAGACCGGACAUUGUUUAUGACCCAACAGACAGAUUCUUACUUCAGACAGAGAGCAUGGGCUACUUAACACUCGACUUAAAUGUUAUUACGAGGAAUUUUGAUAAGUUUGGCGUGGAAAUGUAAAUUAAUUUUGAUCCCUUUGACAAUUUUCAUAACAAAAUAUUACUUACAUCAUACCAACUUCGACCAUAUUCAUUUUGAUGUUUCACUAAAAUCGUUGUAUGAAUGAGUCUC